This is a messenger RNA of Hansenula anomala, 576 nucleotides long. RefSeq names its product cruciform cutting endonuclease (gene CCE1). The transcript has a single exon. Gene Ontology annotation, cellular component: mitochondrion. The coding region runs from base 1 to 576 and encodes 191 amino acids. NCBI's taxonomy places the organism in Eukaryota, Fungi, Ascomycota, Saccharomycetes, Phaffomycetales, Wickerhamomycetaceae. Gene Ontology annotation, molecular function: crossed form four-way junction DNA binding; flap-structured DNA binding; DNA endonuclease activity. The record is from RefSeq and is a predicted model, not a curated record.
AUGAUUAUGAAGGACUCUGUUGUUGUGUCUGCUAGUCCUCAAAGAAUGGGUCUGUAUUGGACACCAGACAAUAGUGACAGAUCUACAAACAAAAACAGUAAAAAGGUUAGACUAAGGCUGGUUGAAAAAUGGCUUGCUGAUUAUUCCAAAGAUUCAUCAUCUAAUCCAUUCAUUUUACCCGUUGAUGUUACAAUUGAAAAUGAUGACCCAAAGAAGAGUAGAUCGGCUUCAAAAUGGAUCUUUGAAACAGUUAUGAAGAAUUCAAGGUUUCAUAGCGGUGAAUUAGAUUCAAAAAUUGUUGAAAAAGGUGAUGAUUUAGUUGACUCAUUACUUCAUGGUUUAUCAUACGUAAAAUGGGAAAAGAACAGAAUGAUUUUGAAUAUGGAGAUGAAGGAAUCCAUUGAUGCAGUUAUAGAAACAAGUGACAAGAUGUACUUGUCACAUAUGAAAUCUCUAGAAUUUUUGGAUUCGAAGAAUAACAAAAAAGAUAUACCUCUUGAAGAAACUGAGAAACCAAAGGUUAAAAGAUCAAGAAAAACCAGCAAAAGAAGAACUAAAAUUGAGGAAACAGCUUAG